CGUAAUUUAUGCCUGUCUCACCUCGUGACUACUUUAUUGAUUACUUCUGUAAUCGAAAUCGGGAAGUGUGUUAAUCUAUUAAAUGUUUGGCAAGAAGAAGUUACAUUGAAGCAAUUUUAUUUCUAAUCUUGUCUUUUUCUGUUUUACUUAAAAAUUUUUUUUUCAUAACAAAUAUAUAAUUAUUUUAACCUGUAUUAAUUGAAUUUAAUAUGGGAUCGCUUUUUCGAAGCGAAGAGAUGACCUUGUGUCAACUCUUCUUACAAAGUGAAGCAGCUUAUGCUUGUGUCUCAGAACUUGGAGAACUUGGCCUUGUACAAUUUCGAGAUCUUAAUCCUGAUGUUAAUGCUUUCCAACGAAAAUUUGUUAAUGAAGUACGUCGUUGUGAUGAAAUGGAACGUAAAUUACGAUAUUUGGAAAAAGUUAAAAAAGAUGGUAUUCCUAUGCUCGAUACUGGGGAAAAUCCAGAAGCUCCACAACCCAGAGAAAUGAUAGAUCUUGAAGCAACAUUUGAAAAAUUAGAAAAUGAAUUACGAGAAGUUAAUCAAAAUGCUGAGACACUUAAACGUAACUUCUUGGAGUUAACUGAAUUAAAGCAUAUACUUCGAAAAACACAAGUUUUCUUUGAUGAGCAAGAGCACGCAGGCUUGAAUCCUACCGAGUCCAUGACACGUGCAUUGAUUAGUGAUGAUAAUAUCGCCCGCCAGACUGCCCUUGGUCCUGUCCAAUUGGGUUUCAUCGCAGGAGUAAUUCUACGAGAACGUAUUCCAGCAUUUGAACGUAUGCUUUGGCGUGCAUGUCGUGGUAAUGUAUUUCUGCGUCAAGCAGAAAUUGAAACUCCUUUGGAAGAUCCUUCAACGGGAGAUCAAGUCUUCAAAUCUGUGUUUAUCAUAUUCUUCCAAGGAGAUCAAUUGAAAACUCGAGUUAAAAAAAUUUGUGAAGGAUUUAGAGCAACUUUAUAUCCUUGCCCUGAAGCACCUGCUGAUCGCCGUGAGAUGGCUAUGGGUGUUAUGACUCGAAUUGAAGAUCUAAAUACAGUUCUUGGACAAACUCAAGAUCAUCGACAUCGUGUUUUAGUAGCUGCUGCAAAAAAUAUUAAAAAUUGGUUUGUGAAAGUUCGCAAAAUCAAAGCAAUUUAUCAUACUUUAAAUUUAUUUAAUUUGGAUGUUACACAAAAAUGUUUAAUUGCUGAAUGUUGGGUUCCUGUAUUAGAUAUUGAAAUAAUACAAUUAGCAUUACGUCGUGGAACUGAACGUAGUGGAAGCUCUGUGCCACCAAUUUUAAACCGUAUGGUAACUUUUGAAGAUCCACCUACUUAUAAUCGGACCAAUAAAUUUACUAAAGGUUUUCAAGCUUUAAUAGAUGCAUAUGGAGUUGCUUCCUACAGAGAAAUGAAUCCAUCUCCUUAUACCAUAAUAACAUUUCCAUUUUUAUUUGCCGUUAUGUUUGGAGAUACUGGUCAUGGUCUUCUUAUGUUCCUUUUUGGUGGAUGGAUGGUAUUAAAAGAAAAACCAUUGGCUGCAAAGAAAUCUGAUAACGAAAUUUGGAAUAUCUUCUUUGGUGGUCGAUAUAUUAUUUUUCUAAUGGGUUUAUUUUCAAUGUAUACUGGACUUAUAUAUAAUGAUAUAUUUUCCAAAUCAUUAAAUAUUUUUGGAUCAUAUUGGAGAAUCAGUUAUAAUUUCUCUACAAUAGAUUCAAAUAAGGAGUUGCAAUUAAAUCCUAGUGAUAAAGAACAAUAUUUACAAAUUCCAUAUCCUAUUGGAAUGGAUCCUGUGUGGCAAUUAGCAGAAAAUAAAAUCAUUUUUUUAAAUUCAUAUAAGAUGAAAAUAUCUAUAAUUUUUGGAGUCAUACACAUGUUGUUUGGUGUGGUGAUUGGAUUAUGGAAUCAUAUGUAUUUUAAAAGAAAACUUAACAUAACUUGUGAAUUCAUUCCUCAAAUUAUUUUUCUAGUAUUUCUUUUCCUUUACAUGGUACUACUUAUGUUUAUUAAAUGGAUAAAAUAUGGCCCUGAUAGCGAUAAAAUAGAUCCAGAACAUGGUCCUUCUUGUGCACCAUCAGUAUUAAUUACAUUUAUUAAUAUGGUAUUAUUUAAACCUGGAACUGCACCAAAGCCUUGUUCACCUUGGAUGUAUGGUGGACAAAGUGGAUUCCAAUCAUUUCUAGUAGUUAUAGCUGUUCUUUGCAUUCCUUGGAUGUUAUUGGCAAAACCUAUUAUGCUAAUGAAGAAUAGAAAAAAGCAACAUUAUCAGUUAAACAAUCAUGGUACAGAAAAUGGAGAUGUAGAAGGUGCUGUUGAUGCAAUACAACCAGCAAAUGGAAUUCCUCAAGGAGGAGGUCACAAAGAAGAAGAGGAAGAUAUGGCUGAAGUAUUUAUUCAUCAAGGCAUACAUACUAUUGAAUAUGUUCUUGGCAGUGUAUCUCAUACUGCAUCUUAUCUGCGUUUAUGGGCCUUAUCUCUUGCCCAUGCUCAAUUAUCAGAAGUAUUAUGGAAUAUGGUUAUGAGAAAUGGGUUAACUCAAGAAGGCUGGGCAGGUGGUAUUAUUCUAUGGGCUGUGUUUGCAUUUUGGGCUGUUUUAACAGUUGGUAUUCUAGUUCUUAUGGAAGGUUUAUCAGCUUUCUUACAUACACUUAGACUUCAUUGGGUUGAAUUUCAAAGCAAAUUUUACUCUGGACUAGGAUAUGGUUUCCAACCAUUUUCAUUUGAAAUUAUUUUAGAUGCAGCACAAUCCACUGCAGAAGAUUAAAGUAUAUUGAUUUACAAAACAACGUUCCAUUUAUUAUCAAUGAAAUUCAUGUUCUCCAUAAGUAUAAAAAACAAAAUUAUAACAUAUUAUAAACAUAUAAUUAUAAACAUAAAUAAUAUUGUGAUAUUAUAAUAUUAAUUGAUUUUUACUAAUCAUAAGUUUACUAAUCAUAAAUUAAUAUUAUGUUCAAAUAAAUUAAUUUUCAUUUUUAUUUACAAAACAAAAAUAAUUAUAAUUUUAAAAAUAAAAAAUAUAAUAUUUUCAUUUUAUAAUUAUAUUUAAAAAUUCAAUAUAUUUAUUAUAAAAAUGGUUUUAAAUGGUAUAAUUUUUAAAUAAAAUUUGAUUAUUCAAAUGCUUAUGGGGAAUUCACAAAAAAAAUAAAAAAUGUAAACUAUAAGUGGAUCUGAAAUAUGUAGUAAAAACAACUGUAUGUGCAUGACAUGUAUUUAAUUAUAAUUAUAAUUAUACAUAUACAUGUUAUAAAUGUUAACUUA
Messenger RNA from Apis florea (little honeybee), 3235 nucleotides. RefSeq names its product V-type ATPase subunit a family protein Vha100-1 (gene Vha100-1). Gene Ontology annotation, cellular component: vacuolar proton-transporting V-type ATPase, V0 domain; vacuolar proton-transporting V-type ATPase complex; plasma membrane. The record is from RefSeq and is a predicted model, not a curated record. Gene Ontology annotation, biological process: vacuolar acidification; proton transmembrane transport. Gene Ontology annotation, molecular function: proton-transporting ATPase activity, rotational mechanism; ATPase binding. Lineage: Eukaryota; Metazoa; Arthropoda; Insecta; Hymenoptera; Apidae.